This is a messenger RNA of Ilex paraguariensis (yerba mate), 819 nucleotides long. The record is from the annotation of a GenBank genome assembly. Lineage: Eukaryota; Viridiplantae; Streptophyta; Magnoliopsida; Aquifoliales; Aquifoliaceae.
AACAAGAAUUUACUAUGUCUAACUUACCAGAAGAAGGAAUAUCCGAAGGAAGUGAUUUUUUUCUGUGAGGUACCACCACCAGAAGGUGGACAGACGCCCAUGGUGCCAAGUUUUCGGGUUACAGAACGGAUGUUAGAAGAGUUUCCAGAAGCUGUGGAGGAAAUGGAGAAGGAAGGCCUGAAAUACACUUUGACGGCCUUCAGCAAGACUGAUAGAUCUUCUAUGAGAGGUCGAGGUUGGGAAGAUGCUUUUGGAACAUCAGACCACGAAGAAGCCGAGAGAAGGGCUAAGGCUGUAGGGAUGGACAUGGAAUGGCUACCGGAUGGUGGAGUGAAGACGAUCUUAGGGCCGCGAUCUCUGACCAAGGUGUUCGAUGGAAGAAAAGGGCGGAGAAUGUGGUUCAACAUGGUGGUUGGUAUGCAUGGGAAGGAGCUCAGCUCGGCCACGAUGGCCGAUGGAACUGAGAUACCAGAGGAAGUGGUGAAGAGAUGUGGAGAGAUAAUUGAAGAAGAGAGUAUCCAGUUUAAGUGGGAAAAGGGUGAUGUACUCUUCCUUGAUAACUUGGCUUUGCUCCAUGCUAGGAGGCCCUCUCUUCCUCCUAGAAAAGUCUUGGUUGCCAUAUGCAACUAGCUCGGAAUUGUUGGUCUUUUGCUUUGGAGUUGGCUUGUUUGAGAUUCACAAUAAUUUAAAGUGCAACUUCUGAAUAAAUAAAACAUAAUCUUAUUGUAAUAUUCUCAUAAUUGUAAAACUCUCUUCUACUGAAUUACCUUUUCCUCCAUAACACAUGUAGUACACGUUUGGAUGACAGUAAUCUUAAUU